AUGUCAAGCUCGAUGGAAGCGAGACCCCUCGCGUCGGCGAUGGAAAGUCCGACAUUUGACGAGGACAGUUCGUUCCAUGUAGAGCAGCCGGUUGGAUCUAUGUCAAUAUCCCCCUGUGGACGAGAUGUCGUUCUCGCGUCCAAGGAGGGUCUACAUGUCAUUGAUUUGGAUUCCCCGUACUCGCCGCCAAGGUAUCUCCCUCACCACACACCAUGGGAGGUUGCCGAUGUACAGUGGUCGCCAUUUGCCGCGCGCGACCAAUGGGUCGUCAGUACGUCCAAUCAGAAGGCGUUAGUAUGGAAUUUGGCAAUGAAGACAUGGCAAAACUCCAUUGAGAUUGUCUUGCAUGCCCAUUCUCGUGCUAUCACCGAUAUUAAUUUCUCGGCAUUUCACCCCGAUCUUCUGGCUACCUGUUCUGUGGACAGCUUUGUACAUUGCUGGGACUUGCGCGCUCCAUCGCGGCCGGCUGUAUCCUUCUCGGAUUGGUUUACCGGUGCGACUCAGGUCAAAUGGAAUCGACAAGAUCCUCAUGUUAUCGCGAGUUCUCACGAUAGAUUUCUUCGCAUCUGGGACGAUCGAAUGGGUGCAUACCCAAUCAAGUCCAUUGAAGCGCAUAACACCAAGAUCUAUGGCGUUGACUGGAAUCGAGUUCGACGCGGUGCCUUGGUGACUUGCUCCCUGGAUAGAACUGUCAAGUUCUGGGACUAUACCACCGACACAGCCGAUGUUCCGGAAAAACAGGUUCAUACACCUUUCCCCGUUUGGCGGGCCCGCAAUACACCCUUCGGAUGGGGUGUGCUUGCCAUGCCACAGAGAGGCAACAAUGAUCUCCACCUCUACAGUCGGCGAGCUGAGGAGGGUUCAUCUCCGGAAGACGACUUGCCUUUAGUGCAUAGCUUCCCCGGACACAAGGGACAAGUUAAAGAGUUCCUUUGGAGGCCGCGCGGGGGUGUCGCAGACGGCAUUGAUCACCGCGAGUAUCAAUUAGUAACUUGGGGAACCGAUAGGGAGCUUCGACUGCACAGGGUCGAUCCUGAGAUUCUACAGCGCGUUGGCUACGAGAAGGGCAAGUCCUUCAUAUCUACGCGAACCGUCACACGACUUGGUGCGGUGUACAGGAGUUUCCGCGAUGUCAAUUCUGAUUUGGAGAUUGAUGACCUUGACACUGCUUCCUCAGUUGGUGCUCAAAACCAAAAUGGAGCAACUGGUACCGGUAUGAAUGCCAUCACUGUUCCGCACGCUCGUGGCUGGAUCAAGGGCGGUCAUGUUGACCGAGUCGGCAUGCAGCCAAGAUCGAAUUUGAGGGCUGAUACCAAUCCAAUUGCUUGGAUGCGUGGCGUGAAGAUUUCUGGCUGGGAUAUAGAAACCCUGGGAGACGAAAUCAGUCAUGUUGGCGAGAAAUUCACCAAGGUUGCCUUUGACUCAGUUGAUGUUCGCCAAAGAAAAAUUUCAAUAUCGCUCAAUGGGCCCUGGGGUGCCGAUGGGGCCUCACUAUUCCUGAAAGUGGACAUCAAGUUCCCGGUCAGCUACCCAAAAACUGCCAUUCCAACUUUUGCGUUUCAGAAGACAGCAGCGGUGACCGAUGAAUGGGCCGCAAAAAUCACUGCCGAGCUGAGAACAAUUGCCGAAACGUACAUGUCCCGAAACCGCGGAUGUCUAGAAGGGGCUGUUCGUUUUCUGCUGGGUGAAAGCAGCCUAGAAGAGAGUAUUGCCUGGAUUCUUGGGGAGACUGGCGACAAUUUCAAAUCUCCAAUCAAUGGUGAAUUAGAAGGAGAAUCGAGCGAUGAAGAUGAAGUCGGGAUGACCCAAAGUCAAGAGCUGGGAAUGAGCUCCGAGCUCCUCCGGCCUAUCAAUGCCAACGUGAUGGUGCCAGUGGCCAAGGCAUGCGGAGCACUUUGGGCAAACGAUGGCCGUCUUGUAUGCUUCUUCCCGCCGAAGCAAAAAAAAGACAAAUCAGCAGAGUUGUUCGAAAAUAUGGGCUUUAAGGAGAUGACUCGAUGGUCUCGAGGGGACAAAGUCUUCGAAGGGUUUGGCCGCCUGCACACAAACUCUCCUGGUCCGCGGGGAAAGGGAACAAUAACCAGCACCGAAGAUGGGGCUUCAUCCGACUCAGACGAGUCAUACUCGGACACGUCAAGCUCCUCGGGUUCAUCUGACAUCCUUUCUGGGCUACCAACGCGCUUCCCUGCACCUCAAACAUGGCGCAGUGCUGGAAGCUACGGAAUGCACCGACCGCGAUCGACAGAUAACUCUCAGCGGUCGAUUGGAGGCACUGGCACUCUUAAAUCCGAAGGGCCUCAGAAUAUUGUCUCAAUCCAUAAUUUGAGUGAUAUUUUACCAGUCAAGCGGGAAUUGGCCUGUCAAUAUCGCAUCUGCGGCAAAGGGACAGAUGUAUGUGCCCAUAAUGCCGCUGUGGCCCUAGACGCUGGGUGCUAUGAACUAGCCCAGAUCUGGGGUCUGAUAAAGUUGAUUUUACAUGUUCGGAAGAAUCCAUCCAUGCCCGAGUCAGGGUUGCUGCAACGACGUCUGCGCAUGAACGGUGGUGAUCUUGGUGGCCUUGGACGAGACGGAAUGUACAGAGAUAUGUCCGGGAGCAUCAUUCGUUGGGGUGAUCACCCCCUUGGCAGCCAUUGGCUUGUCCCUGCCCUAUUUGAACACUUUGAGCGCAUUGGAGAUGUGCAGAUGGUGGCAAUGCUUUCUUGUGUGCUAUUAGAAGCCAGCCAAGAGGGAGCUCUGGAGACUCAAGCUAAGAAGCAACUCGGACAACCGGCCUUUUCACUGAAUUUCUCCUCAUUGGCACCAGUGGUUCAAGGCAAGUUGCCAGCGGUGACGCCUGCCUCGUCCGUUUCAAAAGAGAUCCACACCACACCCACUGCCCAGACUUCAGCUAGAUCGUCCAGUGAAGUUUGGCGUCUGGAAUCAACACCACCGCAUUCCACGGGCACCACACCUCCAGUUAUGGCUCGCCCGCGAGGCAUUGCUGCUGACCGAAAGACCUUGAGUCACAAUGUCUCGAUAGCUGCGUCGCCCGAUCAACAAUCCCAACCACGAAGUGGAUCUGGAUUUGGGUCUGUUCUGGCGUCGUCAUUGUCUCGUUCGUUCACCUUCGGGCCAUCAUCGGCCUCACCACCGACAAGUAGGAUGGAUAAGAAAAAGCAGACCCCCCAGGACAGCCCGAGCGUGGUGGCUGGGCAAUCGUCUCAGGCUCAAUCCGACACUGAAAGUGACCAUGCACCUGAAUCAGCACCACCGCCUGCAAGGUUCAAGGUUACAUUCAAGAACCAGGAUGCCUUUGAAAGCGACGGACCAACACAUUAUUCUCUUCUUGACCACAACAAGGAACUGCUGUAUCGCUCAUACCGUGCCGCAUACGCUAAUUUGCUGGCUUUAUGGGAUCUCCCCGUCCAACAAAGCGAAGUCUUGAAAUUCGGUGCCGUUCCUGAUCGAGUAGACGAUAUGGCCACAAGCCAUUACUGGAAUUCCUCCAACCCCAGCAGCGAAACAUCCCUCAAAGACCCACAACCAACAAUAACCACCCAAGCCCUGGAUUUCCAGCGCCAUUGCGCAAGCUGUGGACACGCACUGCAACGAUCCAUCUUCACCAAACACCCAACCGCCCCCGACACCCCCUCCAAGCGCCAGCGCAAAACCUCACUCCGUCGAUGCCCAAACUGCAGGCCCCGACAAGCACUCCCUACCAAACUACCCUGCGUCAUCUGCGGCGAGGUAGUAGACGGCAUGUUAAUCCCAUGCCUAAGUUGCGGACACGUGAGCUGCUUCGACUGCCAUCGACGCUGGUUCCUUCAACCCGACCACACAGAGCAUCCAGACCAGAAAUCCCUUCCAGCCUGUCCAACCGGAUGCGGUUGUCAAUGCUCCGAACACAUCGCCGUCAACGUCCCCAUGCCCGUGGAGACAGUCCCCACACCGGAAUACUCACCAGCCCCGCAUCCAGCCGUGACACAGGCGAAGAAUUCCCGUCGCAGACAGUCUGAACCUGCAGUGUCGGAUCCAAGUCGCAAGUCUCUUCCGCCUAGAGAGGUCCCUCGACCUGAAGAUGAUUUGAAUCCGUGGGAAGAGUCUUCCCCGUUUGCUUCGUUGGCGCGCGGUCUUGGCGGUGGAUUGAGUCGAGGGUUGAGGGGGAAAGAGGAGCGCAGGAAGAAUAAGUCUGUUGCUGUGACUCCUAAUGUGAAGAGUCCUUGA
Messenger RNA from Penicillium salamii, 4203 nucleotides. The record is from the annotation of a GenBank genome assembly. Lineage: Eukaryota; Fungi; Ascomycota; Eurotiomycetes; Eurotiales; Aspergillaceae.